This is a messenger RNA of Colletotrichum graminicola M1.001, 747 nucleotides long. RefSeq names its product SUR7 protein. Lineage: Eukaryota; Fungi; Ascomycota; Sordariomycetes; Glomerellales; Glomerellaceae. Gene Ontology annotation, biological process: fungal-type cell wall organization; septin cytoskeleton organization; cortical actin cytoskeleton organization. The transcript has 3 exons. Bases 1 to 747 code for a protein of 248 amino acids. Gene Ontology annotation, cellular component: plasma membrane; cell cortex; membrane raft. The record is from RefSeq and is a predicted model, not a curated record.
AUGGUUAAACACGCCCCCCUGGGUUUCGCUGCCAUCGUCUUCCUCUCGGGCUCCAUCGUCCUCCUCCUGUUCGUCAUCCUCUCCGCCGUCCGAGACUCCUCGCCUUUGAACCAAACCUAUUUCCUUGAGGCCGAUACUUCGGGUAUUACCGGCGCCCGUGAGGGCCUCACGCGAUGGACCUACUUUUACUACUGCAAUGACCAGAACACUGAGUGCUGGGGCGCAUGGCCUGCCCCGGCUUUCGGUUGGGCCUGGGGCCGCGACGCCGCCAACGUCCCGUCCGGCCUCGUCGGCAGCCACGGCGGCGGCACCACCAGCACUCAGUUCUUCUACCUGUGGCGCUUCGGCUGGGUCACGUACCUGAUCGCCCUCUUCUUCAUGGCCAUGGCGUGGUUCGCCAGCUUCCUCGCCUGCUGCGGUCGUCUCGGCGCCGCCGUCGCCGGCCUGGUCGCCGCCUCGGCUCUCUUCUUCCUGACCAUCGCCGCCUCGCUGAUGACCGCUACCUUUGUCAAGGCCCGCAACGCGUUCCUGUCUGCCGGCCGCGAGGCCCACAUCGGCACAUACGCCUUCGGCUUUACCUGGGGCGCCUGGGCCGCUCUUCUCAUUGCGACGGUCCUCUUCUGCAUUGGUAUCCGCGGCGACAAGGGCUACAGCGGUGGCAGCCGCUUCAAGCGCAGCCGUAGCGUUCACAGCCGCAGGUCCCUCGACGUCAACGCCGGCCGCCGCGUCAAGGAGGAUUAUGCAUAA